Molecule: messenger RNA, 8748 nt
Organism: Mya arenaria
Lineage: Eukaryota; Metazoa; Mollusca; Bivalvia; Myida; Myidae
Exons: 11
Coding region: 137-6610 (2157 amino acids)
Source: RefSeq, a predicted model, not a curated record
UGCGUUUGCAAUUCUUACAAGCGUCGUUUCCUAUUUAAUGUUUUUAUGCACUUUAUGGCACUUUAAAGGGAUCUGAGACGUUUCCUUCCAAUAAAUAUGUAAAAAACCAAAAUCAUAAGACAACCUUGACAGAAGUAUGAGCUGGCCGUCCCAAAGCGCAAACCAGGGUGGUCAGACAAGCCCUCUGACGUCCAGCUGGCAGCCAUUUCUCGACCAGGCACAGGAGACUCAGGCAGCUUCUGCUACUGCUGGGAGCAAUGGCCUGAUCCCCCCUCCCCCACCCCUGGUACGCCACAAUGUGCCAACGCCACCAGCAGGAAUAGCCCGAUCACAGUCUGGAGGAUACACAGCCCCACCAGCUCACUCGGGUGUGGUGGUUUACCAUGGAGCCCCGGCAAGGUUUCCAGGCCAACUGGGCACUGUACAGGGAACUGCAGCACCAACCCAGGUCACAGGGUUUCAACCAGGUACCCAGCAGUACCCCAUGCUGUCUGAACAGCUGUUCUCUGCUUCCCAACACCAUCCAUAUCAGCAGCAGCAACAACAGCAGCAGCAACAACAACAACAGCAGCAGCAGAAGCAACAACAACAGCAGCAGCAACAAUAUCAGCAGCAGCACUUCCCACAACAGAAAGAACAGCGUCAGAAUUACCAGCUUCAACAACUACUGCAUAUUCAGCAGCAGCAACAACAAAAACAACAACAACAGCGACUACCUCAAACUGCUGCUCAACAACCAUUGCCUAUCAGAACACAACAACGUCAGCAACAACAACCAGAGUUUGUCCAGCUGGACUCAAACCAGGUGAGAUUUGCAGGACAGCAGUAUGCCCAACAAGUUCUUCAGUCGACAAGUACUCAAGUGUUUGUAAACCAGCAGCCACAAUUCACCAAGGCAGGCCAGUCCAGACAGUUCAGGCCCCAAUUCCCCACUCAAGAUCAAGUCCACACCCAGCGGAUGCCUUCUCAGCCAGAUAGAAGUGCAAGAUUGUAUGAGCAGAUGUCCCAGGCAGGAACAUUUGUCCAACUACAGCCACCUGGGGGUCAGUUUGCUGGUCCCCAGUCAGCUGCAGGCCAGCCAAGAUUUCCUGGCAUGUUGUAUGGGACUGUUGACCAGUCAAGCAGUGUACCGAGGCAGAUGGGGGCACAACCAGUAUACACUCCACAGCCCCGUUCACAAGCUCCUCCUCCACGUGCCCACCAACAAAUGGCAGACUCCCAUGUCAUCAGACAGCCUGCUCCUCCUCAGAGCAAUGUCAGUAAUAAUCCCAUCUCUGGAAAUGUAGGUCCAGUGCUUUUGCAACCGCAAGAUGUUUUCAAACAAAAUGUUUUGCGCCAUGCUUUGAGUAGAUUGCAACAAGCAUUUAAAGAUACUGAUUUGAAUUUUCACAACUUAAAUCCUACUCACAAAGCUGUACUUGUGCGCUAUAUUAAUAACUUGAAGAGGAGACAUGAGGAAAAGGUUGCGAGGGAGAGACUUGAGAACCAGACUGUACAUGGUGCUGUGCCUGUCUCUACCAGUGAAUCAGACCGGAUCCGAGAAACAUUUGUCAUACCAGAGGCAGUGAGCGACAGAGAGAUGAUGGGUCGAUGGUACAGCCAUCCGGACAAUGAACAGGACACACCUACGGCGAGGAAUCCAAGCCUCAGUAUCAUAGACAUUCUUGGGACUCACUCACCUACAAUUACCACAAGCCCAUCAACUACGGCAAGCCCUACGCCAUCUCCCCCUGUCUACACAACAUCUCUACCUGUCCGAACCACUGGUCCAGAAACUGAGGAUUUGCAAGAAAUGUCUGUAAUGCAACCUUCCGAAGAAACAGAAGCAAUGUAUGAAUAUAAAGUUAAAGAUUUAUUGAGUUUUGAAACCAUGACUAGGAUUAAACACCACAGUGGAAUAGACUCUGACAGUAGUUGUGGAAUGUCGCGGCAUCCAAGUAUAGCUUCAGAGAGUGGUGGAAAGUCGCGGCAUCCAAGUAUAGCUUCAGAGAGUGAUGGAAAAUCGCGGCAUCCAAGUAUAGCUUCAGAGAGUGGUGGAAAGUCGCGUCAUCCAAGUAUAGCUUCAGCGAGUGAUGGAAAUCCGCAGCCAUCCAGUACACCUUCAGAGAGUGGUGGAAAAUCAUGGCACACUAGUACAGCUUCAGAGAGUGGUGGAAAAUCACGGCACACCAGUACAACUUCAGAGAGUGGUGGAAAAUCACGGCACAACAGUACAGCUUCAGAGAAUGGUGGAAAAUCACGGCACACCAGUACAGCUUCAGAGACUGGCGGAAAAUCACGGCAUACCAGUACGCCUUCAGAGUGCGGUGAACAAGUUGGAAGAGAUAAGGAAACUGUUUGUAUGAGUAUGGCUACUGAUGUAGUUUUAAGUGAGCCAAGUCCUGUCCAGGUGAACACGCCUAUGGACAGUGGAGCGAAUGACAGCUCUGUAGAAAUUAUCAGUGGUGCCGUGAUGCUUGAUGAGCACAAGAACAGGAUGAUGGAUGAGUUGCAGCUAGAUCCAUUCUUCUGCACCCAGGAUCUCUUCCCGGAUGUUGAUUAUUCUGACUAUGUGCCCGCUACUCCCAGAAUGCAAGAGUGUCCAACUCCGCUGGAUUUAAGCUCAUCGGGAAGAAAUUCGGGCACCAAUUCACCAUGUACUGUUUCAGAUCAGCCUGUAAACCCCAUCUUACCUAUGAGCACGUCUUCGAGUGAAGUAUAUAAACCUACUUUACCAUUAUUGUUGCCCUCACCUAGGCAGACAGGUCCCAUUCCCUACAGUACAAACCCUGGAACCACUGUAGCUGGUCCUGGCGGCAGUGUGCAGACAUCAGUGACUCCAGAGUGUUCACCUCCAGUUUUAUCACCUGUAAGCACUCCCAGACUGAUGUCUCCCAGGGAGAAAUCACAUGGGCAACCAGCUGAUCAGCCAUUUAACCAGGGAAGCGGGGAGGAAGAGGAGGUGCAGCCCAGCCCCAGGGGAAAGAGGAAAACUAUGUGUGACAGGACCAGUCUGCCCUCCCCCAAGCGUGCUAGAGGUCAACGGACCAGAAGGGGCAAAGGUCGGGUGUGGGCUGUGAAUUUCUCAGCCCCCAAGAGGGGGAGGGGCAAGAGUGGAGGAAGUCAACCCAGGGGAAGGGGCCAGAGUGGACGUGGUCAACUGAGGGGCAGGGGCAGAGGUCGAGGUAGAGGUGCAAACAGAAAUGUAACACCGCAGUCUGACAAUCUAUCCCCAAAAUUGGAGCCCCUAGCGACAGAAAACCAAGACCUUGAACCUCCCACAUUGAACCCAGAAAACCCAAUCAGGAGCUUGAUAGAUGACAUUCAUUGGAAAAAUCACACUCCUGAGGAACUGAAAACUUAUAUCGAUAAUAUCAAUGAAGAUGUGUUAAGAAGUUCUUUAACAGAUUGUUACACCCUGAAGGUCAUUCUUAAUAAAGUAUUACAAGGAGGAAGUGGAGCGACUGAUAAAUCCAAUACCACCAAGGGAAAACUGAGUGACAGUGUUAAAGAAACAAAUUCAGAUCAGAGUGUUAAAGAAACAGAUUUAGCUCAUGCUGCAAAUAAAGAAGUGUACACAAAGGUGAAAGGAAGAAAACUAGAGACAAGAAUGAAAUUGAAAACUGCGGCUAUUAAAAGAGCAAGAAUACAGCAUCCAUAUGUAAGAACACCAAGCCCAGUAAAGACCUAUCACAUACCGAGUCCACUCCUUAGUAAAUAUCACAAGUCAAGUCCACUCCUUAGUAAGGAUCACAAGUCGAGUCCACUCCUUAGUAAGGAUCACAAGUCGAGUCCACUCCUUAGUAAGGAUCACAAGUUGAGUCCACUCCUUAGUAAGGAUCACAAGUCGAGUCCACUCCUUAGUAAAUAUCACAAGUCGAGUCCACUCCUUAGUAAAGAUCACAAUUCGAGUCCACUCCUUAGUAAAUCAGAUACUGAUGUGCCAACAAGUCCAGUAAAAAGUGCUGAUAAAGUCAAGGAUCUUAGUACAGAUGGUCAAAAGAAAACUGGUGAAGAUGAGAGUGAGAAUAUACAGCUCGAUGAGGAUAAAAACACAAAAGAUACUGAUAACGUAUCUGCCAGUGACAUUGCUUCUAAAAGUGAAGUUCAUGAGAAACUGUCUGAAUCUCCUGUUAAGAUUAAGAAAGAAACAAUGCAGAAAGGUUCUGAAAUAAGUGAUGUUCCAAAUACAUGGCCUGAACAAAAAGACAACGAAACAAACGAUCCUGUCCAUAUUCCUAUUGCAUCUCCUAAAGAAGACCAAACACCGGGUUCUUCAAAAGAAACAGCUUUGGAAGAAAAGAAUCCAGCAGGCAGUGUGGAAGAAAAGAAUCCAGCAGGCAGUGUGGAAGAAAAGAUGCCAGCAGGCAGUGUAAGCUCUGAUGAGGUGCUAGCAGCUCAUGGUGAAGUUAGACAGAUUACACCCAACCAUCAGCUAAUGUGGGUCCGGUUUCAUCAGAAAGUUGUGCUUAGACUUGUAUCACCCAAAGGCAAGUUUUUUGUCAUGCUUGAGAUCUUACGUAGGUGCUUCAGAAUAACUGAACCAGACAAAAUUAAAAAAGUUCAGAAAAUUCGUAUUCUCAAAAGCAAACACUUGAAGAUAGUGGAUACUGAAAUAGAAGAGGAGUUCCGACAUGAUGUUCUUCAAGCACUCACUAAAAGACAGGUCAUCAAAACCAUCCCUAAGUCUUUAAUUGUAAUCAGAGAGGAGGAUGCACUUACAUGGUUUCACUAUGUUUGUGACAAUCUGUAUUGUGAUGAAGGUUGUAUUGCACCUUGGAAUAAAAAGAAGAAAAAGAAAACAAGUGGUGAAAAGAAAACCAGCCAGGGAGAAAAACAGGGGUCAGGAAGCAUGGUGAAAACUGAAAAAGGACAGGACCGGAAUGUUUUUAACUAUAUUGAAAGUGUCAACAAACCUGAAGUUAUCAACCUGUGUUCAGAUGAAGAAGAUGAAUGUUUACCAGUGAAUUUGAAUGAUUCAAACACAUUGCCAUAUGUUGAUGGCCUUCCUAAUGAUAGACUUAAAGAUCUAGAAUCAGAACUGGCACACAUACAAUCAUAUGGAAGAGAAGUGACUGAUGGUGACUCUAAUCAAAGUGUUACACAAUGUGCUAAUAGGGAGGAAGAAGAGAAUGAAGGUGUUGAAAUGGAAAUCGACAAUCAUCAGUUUGAUGACCAAGAUGAUAAUAGUCUGAGCUUAAAAGUUUUAGAUGUACGAACUUGUGCUGAUGAGAACCUUGUUAAUGUUGAAAAUAAUGAACUUGUUGAUGAAGAGAGUGCAAUGAGUCCUGUUCUUGCAGUUGUGCCAGAAGUUGAGAAACCUUCGAAUGAUAGUGGUAGUAUUGUUCAAAGCGCAGAAUGCAUUGGAAAUAAGAAAACAGCUCAAAGACCUGAGGAAAUGUCUGAUGAAGAAAUUGUUCUUCUUGAUGAAAGUCUUGGAAUGCAACCAGUAGAAAUACCUCAAACUGUAAAGGAAGACAUUGACGAAAAUAUGGAAGAUGCGCUAGAGAAUCUAAGGGUUGAAAGUGUAACAAGCCUUGCCAUGACAGCACAUGAUUUUGAAGAACAGAUUGACAUGGAAUUAAAUGAAAGUUUGAACACAGCAGAAACACAGGCAAGUGCAUGCAAACAAAGUGACCAGCUCUGCAGUCCUGAAAAAAUCGAAGAAGAUGAAGCCAAAUUGGAAAACAUUUUUGAAGUACCCAGCAAAGAAUUAUGCAAUGUUAAGACUCCUGCUGUUGAGACAGAUUCAGAAGUAAAACAACCUAGCAGAAAGAAAUCUUUUAGAGACAGACUUAAAACUACUAACAGAACUCUGUUUGAAAUAAUUGAUAGUGAUGAAGAAGAUUUGUCUGAUUCGGAUAAAACAGUUCAGAAUAGAAACACAGCAAGUGAUGAUCCAACAGAAAAUAAUAGUUAUAGUACAGAUGAUGAUACUAGUUUAAAACCACUGGACAGGAGUAAAAGUAAUGAGAUUGGUGACACAACUAAAAUGAAUACUAAAAAUAAAGUUGAGAGCAUUGAAGUUAUUGGAACAAGUGCAAAAUACAAUGAUUGUGAUGAUGAUGAUGAUUAUGAUGUCAUUGAUAUUAAUUCUGAUGAUGAUUCUAAUGAUGUUGAAGAGGUGUGUUUUGUUGAAAAUGUUGGAAAAGAAAAUGUUGCAAUGUUUACUGCAUCAAAGAUAACAUCAGACAUGGAAGACGAAACAUGCACUCACAGGGAAGCUGAACCCAAUGAUGCGGAAACAGACAAUGAUGAUGUUCUCAUUUGUAGAGUCCAUGGUAAUGAUGAAAACCCGGAAAGUGAACAACAUCUAAAUAACUUGAGACUGGAAAUUAUCGAUGGAAAACCUGAAAUAGCAAAAGAUAGAAGAGAGAAGUUGUCCAAGGCGAAGAUGAAAAUUGAGGACAUCAUUAAGAGAGCGAACAGUGCCAGUGAUGAUGAACUUCGGAAUGUGUUCAAUGAGGUAAACCAGCUGAUGGCUCCGCUGAAGCAGUGGUCGUCUGUGUUGAUGGCUCGAGGCCUGGCCAGUGAGGGCUCUGCAGGGGGAUUGUCCGCAGAGAAAUUAAAGCUGCUGCAGAGGAAUGGAUUUCUCCCCCCAACUGUCAUUAACCUCAGUGAUGACACUUAAAAACAAUAGAAUGGCUUGCUGAACACUGUUGCCUUGUCAGCCAGUAGUGUGGAAACGUUGCAUACGCAGACUUAGGUCUCAUUGGAUACACAGACCUAUGGACUCACAGGCUGCACACACGGGAUACACAUAUGGACACGCAGAAUGCACAGACGAACGGAUACACAGACGGAUGGAUGCACAGAUGAACAUACAGGAUACACAGAUGGAUGGUGCACAGACAAACACACAGGAUACACAGAUGGACAGAUGCACAGACGGACACACGGGAUACACAGACAGACGGACACACAGGAUACACAGACCAUGACAGACUUACAGACACACAGAUACACAGACUGCCAUCUUGAACAAAAAAUAAAAUUUGUAUUGUAGUUAAGUGUUAUCACACGAAAUACUUAUUCAUGGCUAUGCAAUAUGUGUUCUGUUCAACUUUUCAAGGAGUUAGUGCAAUAUUUUGUAUUCUUUAUUGUGUGCUGAUUUUGUGUAUAUGUUCGUUGUCAGACUAUUUUUGAUUGCCUUUACAAUAGAUGCUCAUAGUGCCUUAUCUCAUUUAUGUGAACAUGUUGAAAUUCAGUGCAGCCCUGUCACGAUUGUGGUAGGGGUAACCUAGGAGAAGUAAGGCCGUACCAAAUUGUUAUUGUUAUGUUUAGUGUUAACCCAGAGUUCAAAAAUCUAUCUAGAUAUCCUGAAAAAAAGGAACCCUCACUGUAAAAAAUGUUUACUAAAUGAGUGACAAUUUCAGUAGAAUAUAUCCAUCAGAGCCUCCUUUGUCCAUGGUGGACCAAUUUUCUAUUGUUAGAUAAAUUUCAACUGCAAAAUGAGUUCAAAUAAAAUAUUUAAGUGUGUUGAUCAUGGUAAUUACACAGAAUGCAUUAUUUCUAAAACCAAAUGCCAAGUAUAAUAGAACAAAGUAUGGAUCUUGUUGUUUGCAUGUGUGUUCUGUAGUGAGAAUUAUAGUAAAACGAAAUGGAAUAUUAUAGCACGAUUUUUGAUCAGAAGAAGGCGAAACUAGGCUAUAAAACAUGUUUUUAUCUUUUUGAUCGAGAACCCCUAAACCUACCAUCUGCGGACCCUAAGCAUAGAAACAAAUUGAUAUUGCCUAAUAAGUAUAAAAGAGAAGAAGUAUGUUUCAGGGUUCCCGACCUACCAUAUUGUUUUGUCUCGACCCUUUACCUCUGUAUUGCCUUGAGUCAUAUUGUUUAGCGUUAUUAUUUUUUUUAUUUUAAUUUAUUUGUUUGAUUGUUUUUGGCUUUAAACAAUACCAGUGAUGCUUACACUGAUUGUAUAGGUGUUCUUAAGCAUAUAAUGUAUAGUUUUUUGUAUCAGAAGAAAUCUCAAGAAACAGUUUGCCAAAUAAGAAAAACCUCCUACACUAUUUUUUUUUUUGGGAUGUGGGGAUGAAUUUUAAAACAAACAUAUUAUUCUUUAUCGCAUUAAAUGUAAAUGCGAAAUAAAAGUGCCGCUUUUGUUCGGAAUCAAUACAUACACAUGUAUAACAAAAAUAAAUUUUGAGUGAUAAACCUUUAGUUUCUUACUAAAUAAUGCAUUUAUGGAAAAAAAUAAUUACUGAUAACAAGAUUGUCACCGCAUGUUUAAUAGCUGAAAACGUUCAAUGUAAAUCAGGGUUAUAAUGUCUUUUUUUGAUGUAAUAAAUAUGUUCUGUUCUGUUUAUGAUAUUAUCUAUGUAUAUAUUAUAGGCUAGAUGAAAGCUAGUGUUAAAUAGAGGCCAGUUUCUGCUGAUAGAAUCUAUGUGAUUACAUAUUUCAUGAAUGCAAGAUAUAAAUCAUAUGACAAAUCAUAUUCAAAGAUGUUAGACAGCAUUGAAUUACAUGUAUUUCUUGUGAACGCAUUGAAUUACAUGUAUAAAUUUCAUCAAUACCUCGGUAAUAAUCAUUUCUUUAAUUACUCAUCUUUAUAGAAAGGAAAAAAAUAAAUUCCUACCGCCUUAAUAUUGUACUAAUUAGUUUGCAUACACGAACAGUCUUCCGUGUGGUAUUGCUACGCAUUUGUUACACAUUUUCAUACAGUGCUUUCAAAUUAACUGUUGAAAUAAAAGUGCUUGUUUAUAUUUUUAUACCAAAAAGCUUUAAAGCAUCGUUUGACAGUUGCCUGUUGUACAUUUUAUUUAAUAAAUA